This is a messenger RNA of Amphibalanus amphitrite, 638 nucleotides long. RefSeq names its product cuticle protein CP14.6-like. Gene Ontology annotation, cellular component: chitin-based extracellular matrix. Bases 22 to 465 code for a protein of 147 amino acids. The record is from RefSeq and is a predicted model, not a curated record. Gene Ontology annotation, molecular function: structural constituent of chitin-based larval cuticle. The transcript has 3 exons. NCBI's taxonomy places the organism in Eukaryota, Metazoa, Arthropoda, Thecostraca, Balanomorpha, Balanidae.
AGCUAGAUAGUCAAUGUCUGAAUGUCUUCCCCCGCGCGUCUAUAUAAGUCAGUUCCACCUCGCAUUAUUCAGAGUACCAGGGAACCAUCGAACUACCAGCACCUCCUGAUGAAGACUAUUCUACUCCUCAUUGUUGUGGCCUUUGCCGCUGCAAGACCGAGCAAAGAUGCACGAAUCGCUAACUUUGUCUUCGGCAUAGGAGAAGACGGAGGCUAUUCAGCAAACUAUAAGACUACGAACGGAAUUACAUCAGAAGAAGAAGGAAUCUCCUACCCUGGCAACUUACCAGAAUCUGGCAACUACGUGAGGAGCGGCUCCUACUCGUACGAAUGGGAGGGCGUCACCUACACGGUCACCUGGACGGCCGACGAGAACGGCUUCCACCCGGAGGGUGACCACCUGCCGGACUUCAGCCACACCGAGGAGCAUAUCGGGGCGAUUGAAGAUGAAACUACAUUCGUGUGAUUGUAACGCCUAGCCGAGCUGAUACUUAGCGACAAGGGAAGCUGCAAGUGACAAUUAGUCAUAUUCAAUGGAAAUGGUUUGAGCUGUAUGCUUCUUAGUCUAAUUUGUCGUCCGUGUCUACUAAAAUGAUAACACGUUGUAGUGAAUGGAAAAAUAAAUGGCUUCUCUUCGUU